AGCACAUGCGCUCCGCUGCCAGCCCGAGCCGGGCCAAAAUACGAGCAGACGCCCGCCCUGUCCGCAUUGCUUCGGCAGCGAGCCGACCGAACACUUCCCCGCGUAGUCGCAAGAGCUUUAUUUUUAUACAGUGAUCGUUUUAUUGCCGGGAAACAUUACCAGUUCCACGACAGUGGAGUGCUGUGUGCUUUUUAUUUUAAUUUGACGAACAUCGACUCAAUCUUCCUGUGAUGCCCGCGAGCCUGUUCGACAUGGAGCGCUCCGCGGUGGGCGGAGGCCUGGAGGACCCGCGGUUCGCGCAGUUGGCGAUCGAGUUAUCACGAUUGAACUUCACCGGCGAUCAUCACAACAUUACCAAUGUUGCGGACAGUCUGGAUCCCAUUAUCCCGACGGCUUUCCCAGAGGAAACACGCAGCAAGAAGAGUCAGAAUAUGACGGAGUGCGUGCCCGUGCCCAGCUCGGAGCAUGUCGCCGAAAUUGUCGGCCGACAAGGCUGCAAGAUCAAGGCCCUGCGCGCCAAGACCAACACCUACAUCAAGACCCCCGUCCGCGGCGAGGAGCCCGUCUUCGUCGUGACAGGGCGCAAGGAGGACGUCGCCAAGGCCAAGCGUGAGAUCUUGUCCGCCGCAGAACAUUUCUCUCAGAUUCGCGCCUCGCGCAAGAACAACCUGUCCGGUCUUGGCGGGUCAGCAGGCUCCCUGUCGCCCCCAGGUCCCCCCUCGCACGUACCCGGCCAGGUGACUAUCUCUGUGCGCGUGCCCUACCGCGUCGUGGGUCUGGUAGUGGGCCCCAAAGGAGCCACCAUCAAGCGCAUCCAGCACCAGACAUCCACAUACAUCGUGACGCCGUCCAGGGACAAGGAGCCCGUCUUUGAGGUGACCGGACUGCCUGAUUCCGUGGAAGCGGCGCGCCGACAGAUCGAGGCUCACAUCGCAGUGCGUACCGGUGCUUCGGGCUCCAUGGGCACAGAACUCUUUGAGGACUCGACAGAUAUGCUGACGACCCUGUACUCCUCCCCAGGCUUGAACAACCUGUUCAACUCACUGGAGCCCAACAAUCUGAACCUGAGCAGCCUCAUCAAUAGCGGCAGCUCAGAUGGCGGUGUUCAGUCGUUCCCCAACCUGACUGGCUCGACCGGCAGCUCGGGACCCUUCUCGUCGGCCGGCUCUUGCUCUAGCUCGUCCUCGGGCUCGACAGGGGGCGGUGGCCGCCUGGGCGACCCCCGCGACUUGGUCAACAUCUGGAACAGCGUGGAACGCGACGAGGGUCUUGGCGAGUCUCCCUCAUUUGAGAGCGCUCUGCCUUCCUCGAACAUCUGGUCGUUCCCCGUGUCCUCGGGGACCUCGGCCACCUCCCUGCCCUUGGGGACGGACAUCGUGUCCCGACCCUCCCCGUCGCACUCGGCCUCCCCCACAGAGUCUCUGCACUCCCUGGGAAGCCUUGGCGGCAUCCUCGGCCACGGCCGUAACACUCCAACCAAACGCGACUGCAUGAUGUGCGCAGACCGCGAGAUAGUGGCGGCCCUGGUGCCCUGUGGCCACAACCUGUUCUGCAUGGAGUGUGCCAACGGCGUGUGCGACUCUGCUGAGCCCACUUGCCCUCAGUGCCAGCAGAAAGUUGCUUCAGCCAUCCGCAUCCGCUCCUAAGCGCUUUCCUUGAAUCUUUUUUAUUAUUUUUAAUUAUUUACGACGCAAAGAGUAUUUAAAUUUUUAUUUCUGUUAUAAAGACUGUUUGAAUGUUUUAGUUUCUUUUUGUUUGCCGUACAGUGUGCACUAAGAAAAUUUAUUUCACCCGUUGACGUUGAAGCUGCCCAUAACUGGUGCCACUUUCCAAACCCCAAAAGGAGCGGAGUGGAAUAUGUGCAUUUUGAACAGAGAUACUUAAUAUAUUAUCACAUGUAUUAUGAGAUAUUUUAACGAGAUUUAAGAAUUUUGUAUUUUGUGUAAGUGUGUAUGUAUGAGUAUUUAACCAAUAUGAAAGAAUACCUAUAACAAAACAUGUUGACUAGACUAUCUCUACUACUGAGAUUUUCUUUUAUUUCUUGUAGAUUUUUUUUGCGGGGUGAAGCCUGCAUAUUGUAAAUUGUUUAUGUAUUUAAUUACAAAUUAUCUAAAAUAUUUUAGUGUCAGCUCUUAGGCGGCCAGAGGAUGAGGUACCGACUCUCCCGGCUGUGAUUCUGAAAACUGCCAACGGCUGCGCACAGUGGUGCUGCCACAAUUGUCAGACUGGCCACAGGGGGCGAACUCUAAAGACAAGACAAAAAUAUUCAAAUAAGCUUGUGAUUGGACUGUUUAUUGUAGGUACCUAUCUUAAUUUGUCAAUCCUAGCCACAGCGAAUAGCAGUGGGGUGACGACCAUUCCUUGUUGUCUGGAUGUUUUAGAGUAAUGAAAACAUAUCCAUUUGUUGGUAUCUGUUGUUUGUUUCUGUUUGUGUGUGAUAUAUGCAUAUAAGUUAUUGAUAAUAAGAGUUUUAAUAAAUUAUUUCCCUAGUAAUAA
Messenger RNA from Frankliniella occidentalis (western flower thrips), 2496 nucleotides. Its product is annotated as RNA-binding protein MEX3B. Gene Ontology annotation, molecular function: RNA binding. Lineage: Eukaryota; Metazoa; Arthropoda; Insecta; Thysanoptera; Thripidae. The transcript has 2 exons. Bases 231 to 1646 code for a protein of 471 amino acids. The record is from RefSeq and is a predicted model, not a curated record.